Messenger RNA from Magnusiomyces paraingens, 2088 nucleotides. RefSeq lists its product as uncharacterized. Gene Ontology annotation, biological process: regulation of DNA-templated transcription. Gene Ontology annotation, molecular function: DNA-binding transcription factor activity, RNA polymerase II-specific; zinc ion binding. The transcript is spliced from 2 exons. NCBI's taxonomy places the organism in Eukaryota, Fungi, Ascomycota, Dipodascomycetes, Dipodascales, Dipodascaceae. The coding region runs from base 1 to 2088 and encodes 695 amino acids. The record is from RefSeq and is a predicted model, not a curated record.
AUGAAGCUCAUUGCAUUUCCAGCAGCAUCGACUGAAAUUUAUUCUCAAUCCUCAACUCUCAGUUAUGAACUCAACCCCAGCACCACUCUUCCUACUACAUCUCAUAGACUAGAUUAUUCCCAGCAUAAACACGGUACAUCAUCAUCAUCAUCAUCAUUUUACCCCACACCAAGUUCCAGUCCACACUCUGAGUCGAGGAAAUCAAGGAAAUCAUCAUCUGGCCAACCACGAGCUCACUCCGGUCAUCAUUCUCGCCCUGAUAGAUCUGGAACCUCUUCAAGUGGGCCCAGAGACAAUUCAUAUCGUGCAGGGUCUAAAAAGGAGUCUGGAAUUAGUUCUAGCAGUAGUAGUGGUGGCAACAAAAAAGACAUCCGUGACAAGGAUCGUGAUCGUCAGGAUGACAAGGACAAUAAACCAGCCAAAGUCCGCCAGCGUACAGCAAUUGCAUGUAACUAUUGUCGUCGAAGAAAGAUACGAUGUUCCGGCAUUCCUGCUAACGACCAGACAAAAAAAUGCAUAAACUGCAUGCGAUUCAGUCAAGAAUGCAUUUUUGCUCCAGUCAUGGGAGUCACUGCAUCAAUCACAAACAUUCCUAUUGUUCAUCCUCAAGAUCCCGCUUAUUUUCAACAGUCUCAGCAAUAUUCAUUAUCUCUUAUGCAACAGCAGCAGCAGCAGCAGCAUCAGCAACAUCAGCAACAUCAGCAACAUCAGCAACAUCAGCAACAUCCGCAUCAACCUCAGCCUCAGCAAAAUAUGGCAUUACCACCGCAACAAAUGGCUCAGCAAUAUCCUCGUCAAUCAUACCCUCCUAACGUCUACCCACAAUACUACGCUCAAUCACAGUACCCUGUCCAACAGAAUAUGCCUCCCCCACAACCACCACCGAUACCUCAGCCUCCUCCGCAGCCUGUGCAACAAGUCCCACCACCACCAACAAGCCAGCAAAUUCCAUCUGGCUAUGGAGCGCGGUAUCCCCCUCCACCUCCUAUUCCGCAGCAAAUUCCACAGCCUUACCCUUCUGUCCAGCAUCAACAACAACUACAAUUACAACAACAGCAACAGCAACAACAGCAACCAAUACCACAACAGCGCACAGCCGCUCCGCCCUACACGCCAAUGUCCCCGCCCCAAUAUCCCUAUUAUCCAGGACCGCCUCCAGAGGCACCAGCAGAGCCGUGGCGCUACGCAGACACGCAACAAUAUCAGCAACAUCAGCAUCAGCAUCAUCAUCAGCAACUGCAACAGCAACAGCAACAGCAUCAACAUCAACAUCAACAUCAACAUCAACAUCAACAUCAACAUCAACAUCAACAUCAACAUCAACAUCAACAUCAACAUCAACAUCAACAUCAACAUCAACAUCAACAUCAACAUCAACAUCAACAUCAACAACCAUCGUUGGGGGCAUCAGUAAUGGGCGUAAGUCUGUCACAGCCUGCCCCUCAUGCACAUUCUCGCCGACCAUCGUCUCAUGGUCAUGCACCUCCUCGCGGCCAAUCACAUAGCCAUCAUCACAAUUCUUCUCCUGGACAGGCCAAUUCGGCACACGCUUCUCCAGCAUUACGCGUAUCGCGAUCUCAGCCAGUCCCGCCGUUACCUCCAUUACAUCGUUCACCGUCGCAAUCUGUGCUCCCGCCGCUCCAAUCUCUUAGCAGUGGGCCGCCUUCUGCUUCAUCUUCAGUUGCACCUUCACGCCGAGCUUCUACUUCACAACAACAUCUACCAGCUCCUUCAGCAAUGCUUUUGACACCGGUUGGUUCUUCUUCAAUACCUACUAUAUCAGCAUCAAGUGAUCCUAGAGACAAUAAUAAAAACUCUUAUGGUACUCACCAACAAAAACAGCCGCCGCCCAUUACUGGGUCACAUCCGGUUCUUGCUCCUUUAAGCAGUUCUAGUCAUUUACGAGGCGGCCAAGAGCACCACCAUGCGUCUUACCAGCAGCAUCAGCAACAAGUUGCAGGUACACGACACCGAAGACACAGUGAUGGAACCGGGGCCGCAGGAGAUUCAGAAAAAGAGGAAAGUGCCAGUGGGCGUGCACGAGGGCGCAAGUCUGGGAAACUGUCGAUCAAGGACUUGUUAGAUUAG